Molecule: messenger RNA, 267 nt
Organism: Danaus chrysippus (African queen)
Lineage: Eukaryota; Metazoa; Arthropoda; Insecta; Lepidoptera; Nymphalidae
Source: the annotation of a GenBank genome assembly
AUGCUCCUGGUGCCAAUUGAACAUUCUUCAAUGAUGGUGACUAUUGCUGUAUGCAAUAACGCAGAUAAGCCUCCGGAAUCAAUAUAUAAGGCACCUGAAACUUGUCCAGAUGUAGAUUAUAUUAUUGACUACGUGCGUUUGCUGAAAGAUUUAAGAAAGAAGCGCAAUCAGAGCCGUGCAACAAUGUGUAUUAACGCUGGUAAGAGACCCGAAGGAUCUCGAGGUAUCACCUUCGAUAUAGCUAAUAUAAGAGGACCGGUGUGGUAG